AUCAUUAUCUCAUUACCCCCAGCUCGAGCAUCGGUUCGCAAGGAAGGAAAGUCUACUGAUGGAAGUCGAAACCAGCUGCGAUAGUUCCAAGUACACCAUCUCUCCGAAUUUUGAUGUUGGACCAACUCCUUCCAUUUUCUCUCACUCCGACCUCAUACAUCUUAUCAAAUGCAAUGACCCGCCUUCGCCGACUGAAGAAGUGGCUCUGAAUGGGAUAAUUUCAGAAGCAGAGAGUCACUUGCUGAUGCUCCGGCAGAAGAUCGAAUCCAUUACAGGAGCAAACGACAAUCCCGGUGCGCGACUAUCGUUUUCCAACACUGCCGGGACUGUAGCAACUCUGGUUGAGAAGUAUCAAGAAACUGAAUAUUCCAUUCGAGCAGCAAAACGUCUCUUCAACCCGGUCCGACGUUUACCCGUCGAAAUUCUUCACGAAAUCUUUCUUCUUGUGGUCGAAUUCCCCCCUCCAAAAGUAUGGGACAGACGAAGCCAUUGUUGGAGGAUCCAACAUAAGAAACCAUCGCUGUGGGACUUGGAGUUGGUAUCGAAGAGCUGGCGAUUCGCCUUGCUGUCGUGUUCCCACGCGUGGUCUUACAUUUGUCUUAGGGACACCGAUAGCUUCGAGAUAACCGCCGAUAAUUCUGCCUUUCGUGGGCUUAUGCGUCAGGUCGAGAGAUCGAAGCCAAGACCAUUAUCUGUGUCAAUUCACCAAUCUUCACGCCGAGGCUAUCCGGACUUACUUAUCGCAGCACUUAUUCACUUUGCCGGUAGGAUCGUAACUCUUCAAUUGGCAUCUGGGAUCGUCCUCCUCCAAGAUCUUAACCCCCUUCAAUUUUUUCUGCUGUCCCUCCAACAUCUAUCUAUCAUAUCCGUAAUACCUGACCUCGAUGCGGUUGCAUCUGGCGUUUUCAAAGCCUUUUCGUUUGCACCGCUGCGGUCAUUGGAGCUCUGGCAAGUGUCGUCUCCCGAUGCAUUUGUCAUAUCCUGGCCACAGAUCCGCCGCUACAAGCAUCUGUAUUGCUAUUCCCAGGGAUUCUGGGGGCCUUCAGACUCACUUUCCCUCGAUGCCUUAUGGCAAAUCAGUCGUUUCAGCGACAUCGAAGAGUGUGAAAUGAGCUGCACCGAGCUCUUUCCACACCAACUUCAAGUACCGGGGCUCCUCGAUAUGAUUACACUCCCCGAGCUCCAUACGCUACGCAUGCUGACGUCGGAAAGCAAGGGGUUCGAAACAGUGCCCUUGCUACUCGAUCAUCUGACCACGCCAGCCCUAGCGCGUGUGACAAUGCAGGCCUUCGAACAGCUUGAGAACCCCGCACCAAAUGCUGUUCCCUCCCUUUUCCGACUCUUCCACCGUUCUCAUUGUUCUAUCACAUGCUUAGACCUAACGGACGUACGGGUCUCAGAGGCCGAUAUGGAAACACUUUCCCACCUGGAGCUCGUGUAUCAAGCUCUCCAGGAAUUGCAUCUAUCCAAUGUCGGCUCGGACAGCCUCUCGGACAGGUUCCUCUCUAGCCUACGGUACAUCAGGCCCACACUGUCCCCGUUCCCCAGUUUACACACGCUGCGUCUUUGUGGAAAGUGUAAUUUUGUGCCGCAGCGGUUCGUCGAGGUGGUUGCGUCUCGAUGUAUGCAGGACGCUAACCAAGAGCCUGUGCGUAUCCAGAACGUUAAGUUGGUUUGGGUUUUGGGACCUGACCAGUUGGAUCACUGUCAAUACAUACGUGAAAAGCUUGUGCCGUGUCAAAGGGGCGGCUUGAAUCUUGAAGUCCGUUCAGUCCAGGGCCUGUAG
Messenger RNA from Guyanagaster necrorhizus, 1786 nucleotides. RefSeq lists its product as uncharacterized. The record is from RefSeq and is a predicted model, not a curated record. Bases 59 to 1786 code for a protein of 575 amino acids. The transcript has 3 exons. Lineage: Eukaryota; Fungi; Basidiomycota; Agaricomycetes; Agaricales; Physalacriaceae.